AUGUCGUCAACUACUAGGUUGGACAGUCCUGUACUAUACGAUUGGCAGAUAAACGAAAACUCCACACGAUAUGACCCUCCUAGGUCCCAACUGUCGGAAGAUGGAAUUCAAAUUCAGUUUGCCGUUCUGGCCUUUGUCAAUGUUGUGGUUUCCUCUGCGACGUUGGUGCUGAUUCUGGGGAUUCUACGAACGCGCAAGAUCCGAUCCAAUGCCUUUAGUCUCUACUUGCUCUUCAUGACGAUUCCAGAUUUCUUGGGAGCCUUCUUUUGUGUCUUCACCUGUGCCCUAUCCGCCCCGAUUUCUAGGUACUACUCCGAAGCCAUGUGUGGAUUUCAAUCCUUCUACUUGACAUUUGCCUUUUGCGGAAACGCGUGGAUCAACCUAGUGAUUGUUCAGGAAGUCAACAAGCUGUUGACUUACUCACAAAAUCGAAGGCGAUACUUUCCUCCAACUCGACAACAAGUAUUUUGCAAAGUCGCAGUCGUCUAUACCUAUGCCGCGAUCUGGGGCCUCCUAGGAGCCUUCCCAAUCCCAGGCUUACCGUUGCAAACAAAAGCCUAUUAUGGAUUUGCAUGCUUUCCCAUGGAAGUAGAUGUCCCAUCUACCUACUUUUUCUACUUUGCCUUCUUGCCUGGUAUCCUAAUGUUUCCAUUCGCGUACUCGGUAUUUGUGGUGGGUCGGAUCUUUUGGAAGGGGAUGUUACCGCAAGCAGGAAAGCGUCGAAAACUGUCCAUCUUUCUCAUUCGAUUGAUAUCCGUCUACUUCUUUGGCUGGACCCCCUUUUUGUUACUUACCUUUAUCGGCAACUUCAACACAUUGAGCCCUUGGAUUAAUUGGGGAGGUGCAGCCAUGAGUCACUUUCAGGGCUGCAUUAGUGCAUUUGUCGUUUUCUAUACGAGCGAUGAUAUUGGACGACAAAUGAAAUUGGUGCUUCGAUGCAACUUGUCUGAAGGUUCGGGUGACCCACGCCAGGAGGCUUCGACAUAUGGACGAACAUCUGAUACACGGAUUUCAAAGCAGUCGCUAGAACGUUGUUCGGGACGGCCGAAACGAGAUCAGCAUUCCAUGAAUAUGUCGCUAAAUCGGUCGUUAAGUCGGUCGCUAGAUGAAGAUGAAGAAGAAAAAGAAUCAGAGCCUAGAAAAGCCCAAACAUCCACUGGUACUGAGGAGGAUGGCCUAGAAGAGGAGCAACAACAAGAACAAGACGUGGAAUCAAGACUAGCGAGGAGGACGGCGAACCAAACAGAUUACAAAGAUGAUCUCUGA
This is a messenger RNA of Cylindrotheca closterium, 1266 nucleotides long. NCBI's taxonomy places the organism in Eukaryota, Bacillariophyta, Bacillariophyceae, Bacillariales, Bacillariaceae. The record is from the annotation of a GenBank genome assembly.